Messenger RNA from Hansenula ciferrii, 681 nucleotides. RefSeq lists its product as uncharacterized. The transcript has a single exon. The record is from RefSeq and is a predicted model, not a curated record. Lineage: Eukaryota; Fungi; Ascomycota; Saccharomycetes; Phaffomycetales; Wickerhamomycetaceae. Bases 1 to 681 code for a protein of 226 amino acids.
AUGUCUUAUCCACUUGAAAAGAAAGAAUCUGGUGAUUUAUUUGAUAUUUCAGAUGUUGAAGAAGAAUCACAAGUUGAUCAAAAAUUAAUUGAAAAACCAUAUUAUUCAUUUCGAUUCCAAUUUAAUUAUAUUGAUGAAUGGGUUUCAUUUCCAAAUUGGUUGAUUGCAAUUUCCAUGGAAAUUCCAUUAAUUUUAUGGGUUUCAUUUAUAAUUUUUCUUGAUGUAUUAGUUGCACCAGAUGCUAUUAUAUGUUCAGUUUUAUCAAUUAAUUUAUCAAUUUUAGGGAUUUUUUUCAAAAAAAUUUCAAAUUUACAAUCAAUUUGGUGGUUAGCAAAUUUUAAUGGUAUUGUUGUAUCAAUAUUGGGAUUAAUUGUUAAAAUUUAUAGAUUUGCAAUGUUGGAUAUUUUCCAAAUGAUUGAAAUUCAAUUAAUUGAUGUUGGAUCAUUAACUGGAUUAACAGAUGAUGAUUAUAUUUGGGAAAUGAUUAUUACUGUUGUAAUGAUUUUGAUAUUGAUUAUUUCAUUAUGUUAUCAUUUAAUUAUUGUUUAUAUUGGGAAUUAUCAUGAUGAGUCAUUACCAUAUUUUACAAUUGAUAAAGAUGAUUAUGGAUUAGUUUGUGUAUCAUUUUGGUGUGGAUAUUAUGGUGAAGAUGGAGAUGAAGAUGAUGCUAAUAUUGUAUAA